AUGCGGGGCGUGAGACGCGGUCGGUCACCCAGUCCCGAAAUCCUGCAGACGCAGACCAUCCCCCCCUUUGGACCAUCGGGGGUCAUCACGGUCCACCACGGCACCUGUACAAGCCUGUACACACAGGACCUGCUGGAUGGAUGCAAGCGGGAGGAAGCAACAACACUUUGCAUACAUAAAAUGGCGGCACUCCAUACCACAAAGCCUCAUGCAGACAAUGCUGCCUCGCAGACCAGAGCAGCAGGCAGCUAA
Pelobates cultripes (western spadefoot toad) is the source of this 252-nucleotide messenger RNA. NCBI's taxonomy places the organism in Eukaryota, Metazoa, Chordata, Amphibia, Anura, Pelobatidae. The record is from the annotation of a GenBank genome assembly.